CGCCCAAAACUUCAGAAGUGCCCCUCUCUCUCUCCCCUGCUGUUUCUGCCCUCUCUUUCCUUCCAAGUCUUUGACACUCGAUUGCCUGUAUUUUCAUGCUCUGGUCUCUGUUCUAGGCUUCGUUUUCUUGGCGCGCCUUAGACUGAGAGGGAUUAUGGGUUGCUUUUGUUUUGCAAAGAAAUCAAGCAGAAAAUCGCAGGCCAACGACUAUAGCCAGAGCGCAAAGCCCAACAAUCACACAGAUACGGUGAAAGUUGAUUUGAAUGUGAAUGUGACGAAGGAAGCUCAUUCUAAGGGUGAUCAACUUUCUCAGGAUGUGAAGAGAUUAAAUUUAUCGGACAAUGGAGACACUAGUGGUAGCACGGCUCAGACUUUUACUUUUGAUGAACUUGCAGCGGCAACAGGAAAUUUUAGGUCGGAUUGCUUUUUGGGAGAAGGAGGGUUUGGCAAGGUUUACAAGGGGCAUUUGCAGAGAAUAGACCAGGUUGUGGCUAUAAAGCAACUUGACCCUAAUGGACUUCAAGGAAUUCGGGAAUUUGUUGUUGAGGUUUUGACACUUGGUCAAGCAGACCACCCUAAUCUUGUGAAAUUGAUUGGGUUUUGUGCUGAUGGAGAUCAGAGACUAUUGGUCUAUGAGUACAUGCCAUUAGGAUCUUUGGAGAACCACUUGCAUGAUCUUCCACCCGGUAGAAAACCACUUGACUGGAACACGAGAAUGCAAAUAGCAGCCGGAGCUGCAAAGGGCUUGGAGUAUUUACAUGAGAAAAUGAAGCCCCCGGUCAUAUACCGUGAUUUGAAAUGCUCAAACAUCUUAUUAGGUGAAGGAUAUCAUCCCAAGUUAUCUGAUUUUGGUUUGGCCAAAGUAGGCCCAAGCGGCGAUAAGACACAUGUUUCAACAAGGGUUAUGGGCACGUAUGGUUACUGUGCUCCAGAUUAUGCAAUGACGGGUCAGUUGACGUUCAAGUCAGACAUCUACAGCUUUGGCGUUGUUCUUUUGGAGCUCAUCACAGGCAGGAAAGCCAUUGAUAACGCUAGACCUGCCAAAGAACAAAAUCUGGUUGCAUGGGCAAGGCCGUUGUUCAAAGACAGGAGAAAAUUCUCCCAAAUGGUAGACCCAUUGCUGGAAGGCCAGUAUCCCGUGAGAGGUUUGUACCAAGCUCUGGCUAUUGCUGCCAUGUGUGUUCAAGAGCAGCCUAAUAUGCGGCCUGUGAUAACCGACGUGGUUACCGCAUUAAACUACCUUGCCUCCCAGAGAUAUGAUCCCCGAACUCAUCAUCAAGUACACAACUCCAGAAGAAGGGAUGACGAUCAAACACAUCUUGCUCGUAAUGGUUCUUCCUCGGACAGAUCAUCAGAUUAAGAAUAUUUGUGCUUGUUCAUAUGUCAGUGUGCCUUGCUAUCAAUUUUUGCUUCACAGAAGAUAACAAGGCGCUUUUACAAUCUUUUGUUCUAUUUUUUAUAUAUAUAUAAAAAGAAAAUUUUCUGAUAUUUCCUCUGGGUGUACAUGUGAGCUGCCUUCCUUGUAUUAAGAAGCCUCUUCGUAGGAUUUUUUCCUUUUGCCCAUUUAUUAUGAGAAUUCAGCCUCAGUCAUAAUAAAUGACUUCUUCCAGCC
Molecule: messenger RNA, 1612 nt
Organism: Neltuma alba
Lineage: Eukaryota; Viridiplantae; Streptophyta; Magnoliopsida; Fabales; Fabaceae
Product: probable serine/threonine-protein kinase PBL5
Exons: 5
Coding region: 155-1360 (401 amino acids)
Biological process (GO): protein phosphorylation
Molecular function (GO): protein kinase activity; ATP binding
Source: RefSeq, a predicted model, not a curated record